Molecule: messenger RNA, 894 nt
Organism: Colletotrichum aenigma
Lineage: Eukaryota; Fungi; Ascomycota; Sordariomycetes; Glomerellales; Glomerellaceae
Gene: pip-1
Product: Proline iminopeptidase
Exons: 1
Coding region: 1-894 (297 amino acids)
Source: RefSeq, a predicted model, not a curated record
AUGUCACUCCCACUCUCCCUCGGCCAGCAUUUCUUCCAAACAUCCGGCGUCCGUCUCAAUUACCUCAUCCGCGGAGCCGGCCCCCUAGCAGUCAUCCAGUCUGUCGGCUGGGGUCUCUCAGCAUCCUACUUCUGGAACGGCCUCGGCCCGCGCCUCGAAACCAACCGCACGGUGUUGUACUUUGAGCCCCGCGGCAAUGGCGACUCCGGCAAAGCAGAUCCAUUCACGAUGAACGCGAGGACCAUGGUCGAGGACCUGGAACACCUCCGCUCUUACCUCGGUCUCACAGCGUUCCCGCUUCUCAUCGGCCACUCGCACGGCGGCGCCAUCGCUCUGCGCUAUGCCCAGCGGUACCCGGACAACGUCUCCAAACUACUUCUCAUCGCGCCGCAGGUGAUGGAUUGCGCUCCUGGACAUGUUAGAGCCUGGAUGGAGAAGCGCAAGGACGAUGAGGCGUAUGCUCCUUCCGUGAAGAAGCUGAUUGAAAUCGCGAAGGCCGGUGGACCCAGGGACGAUGAGCACUUCAGAGAGUCUCUCGACACGAUGUUGGUCUGGUGGUUCGCUGAUGUGAAGAACGCUGACCUUCUGAGACGGAAUAUGGCUGGGCCUUUGGCGAGCAAGAAUUCCGCGACUGCGUCAGCGUGGCAGACGAACCGUAAUGAUAUGUCUGAGGAGAAUGCGCUACCUCAUAUCAGGGAUGCGGGAUUGGUCAAGGCUGAGACAUUGAUUCUUCAAGGGGAAGAGGAUUCGGUUUGUAGCGAAGAGGGAGCACAGGCUGUUGCUGGUGGUAUCGAAGGCUCCGAGAUCAAGGUUCUUGCGGGAGCUGGGCAUUUCCCUUGGAUCGAGGCCCCAGAGAAGUUUUGGAGGGAUGCAGAUGCUUUCGUGAAGCUUUAA